Messenger RNA from Physella acuta, 790 nucleotides. Its product is annotated as DAZ-associated protein 1-like. NCBI's taxonomy places the organism in Eukaryota, Metazoa, Mollusca, Gastropoda, Physidae. The record is from RefSeq and is a predicted model, not a curated record.
CCGUCUAGCAAUAAACUCUUGACGCUGCUGUUUUAAGAUGAAGCUAGUCCUUCUUACAGUCGCCAUCUUGUUUGCUCCCUCUGAGGGGAAAAGCCGCAAAAGCCCACUAGAAUGCUUCUACUUCAACAGUGGGGCUUCAGCAGCCGCUGGUAAACGAGAUGUGUUCUGCCUCGAUCACGAUUUUUUGUUCGGCGGCGUGGCCGUCGGAAAACGAUUCUCUCCAAUUCCUGAACCACAAGAUGGAGUUCCACCACCUUAUCCACCCCCUCCACCUGCUGAAGGAGGUCUAGCUCCACCACCACCACCACCACCAACAUCCCAACCACCAGCAGCAAAACGUUCUCUAGACUGCCAAUACUACGAAGCAUCAGCUGCAGCAGGUAAACGCGACAUCUACUGCUACGAUACUGACGGUAUCGAUUACGGUUAUGCUGUGGCCACACGGUACUCGCCAUCGGAGUGAUCGAUCCUCUCCAAUCCACCACAACCUGAUCCACAAUGACAACCACACCCCACUUACCUCCUCUCCACUCCACCACAACCUGAUCCACAAUGACAUCCACGCCCCGCUUACCUCCUCUCCACUCCACCACAACCUGAUCCACAAUGACAACCACACCCCACUUACCUCCUCUCCACUCCACCACAACCUGAUCCACAAUAACAUCCACGCCCCGCUUACCUCCUGUCUGAAACUACCUCAUUCUAAACCACCAUGUUAUCUUUACCUGGUCUGAGGUUUAAAAUAUUAUGUUACAUUUUAUUUUACACGUGUAGUCAAAAUUCUGAA